AUGGCCGGUGCUCUAAGCAAGCGCCAGCAGGCUCGCAACGAAAAGACUCUGCAGGACCUCGUCCAGAAUGUCCCCGGGAACAACCAGUGCGCCGACUGCCAGGCGCGUAACCCAGGCUGGGCAUCAUGGAGUUUGGGCAUCUUUCUGUGCAUGCGAUGCGCGUCGAUCCAUCGCAAGCUAGGCACACACAUUUCCAAGGUCAAGUCGCUCAGCAUGGACGGCUGGUCAAACGAGCAGGUCGAGAAUAUGAAAAAGGUCGGAAACAUCACGUCCAACAAGCUAUACAACCCUGACAAUAAGAGACCUCCGAUUCCGGUCGAUGCCGAUGAAGCCGAUUCUGCGAUUGAACGGUACAUUCGAUCCAAGUAUAUGAACCAAGGUUUCGCGGCCGCAAGAAGGCACCAUACCGGAAGCACGACAUCUGACGAAACGCCUCCUCCUCUACCACCGAAAAACACGGGGAAGUUCAGCUUCCGUUCUGCUUCAUCGACAUUCCCGCUCUUCUCGAGAUCGAAGAAAGAUGUCGCCGCUCGAUCAGCACACUCAAGUCCGCUGCCUCCACAAAGUCCCGACUCGGGCCAUCGACCAAAGGUCUCCAAGGUUUUCGGUGCUAGCCUCGGCUACGACAGCGACGAUGACAUGCACAAAAAGCUGGCAAAGCUGCGGGAAUUAGGGUUCACAGAUGAUCGCAAGAACGAGGUCGUGCUCAAGGGCGUCAAUGGCAACUUGGAGAGGACAAUAGAGUCCCUUGUGCGGUUAGAAGGCCGAUCACCUUUGGCUAGCCCGACAGACGAGUUCCCAAGUGUUAUCCGGCCGCCAGCAUCCGCUGGCCGCAUCACUGGGUUGACAGUGUCCCGAGCAGAGACAGCAAGGCCCAUGUCCGCCUCGAACAAUCCUUUUGAUAUAUCUCCAGUCCAACCUAUAUCGAGCCAGUCGACGGGCAAUAUGGCAAAUCGGAAUCCGUACUACACCAACAAUCCGUUUGGUCUGACUGCUGCGCAGUCGAACGAUGCUUUGAAUCAAGCAUUCAACCAAAUGUCGCUCGGCGCUCCGCAACCGCUGUUCCCUCACCAUACUGGCGGCGUGCCUCAGCAGCAGCAGCAGUUGAUGAGCCAGCAGUCCAUGCAGCCACCGACACCCUCAAUACCCCAGAACUAUUCUGCCUCGGUGUUCGAUAGUAAUUAUGCACAGCCUCAGAAUGGACAGCAGCCAGGCCUGCAGCCCGCUCAACCACUACAGCCCAUGUAUACUGGUUACAACCCAUUUCUGACCAACUCUCAACCGCCGCCGCAACAGCAGCAGCAGCAGCAGCAGCAAGCUCAGCAACUCUCAUCCUUGAACACCAAUCUGAUGCCGACUCCUACAGGCGGUGCCUACGCCAACAAUCCAUUUGCGCGAUCUCCGACCCGAAUCGCCACGCCAACGUCGCUGGGGCAAAUUCCAGAGCAAAGCCAGCAGAACUUCUACAGCUCGCCUGUGCAAGCACACCCGCAUCAGCAACAGUACCAGCAGCAACAACAGCACACGCAACUGCUUCAGCAACAGCAAAUACAGCCCCAGCAACAGCCGCAAAUGAACAAUCCGUUCUUUGCGCAGACUGCGAUGGCUGCGCCGAUGCCACAGGCUCAGUUCAACCAGUUCAAUCACUUUGGUCAACCUGCGGCCCAACAAGCACCGCAGAGAGCAGACAAGGCAUCAAUCCUCGCUCUAUACAAUAUGCCGCAGUUUGCGCCUCAAACACAGAAUACCAGCCUUGACCAGCAGCAGCAGCAGCAGCAGCAGCCAGCGCAGCAGCCAGCACAGCAGCCGGGACUGACAUCAAUGAACCAGGUUCUGCAUGCUCAGAACCCGGUCAUGAACCAGGCAGAUGCGGCGGCCUCUGCUUCGACCGCGGGUAAUAAGAACCCUUUCCUCGCCGGGGGCGGGGCUCCACAGCCAGCUGCGGCACAGCCUUCAGGCAUGGACGGCGUGGUGGGCAACAGAAGCCGGGACAGCAUGAUGGCGCUUGGUAUGGAAUGGUCUAAUGGACGACACAGUCCCGACGCAUUUGCCAACCUCAGCGCAAGAUCGAUGCGGUGA
This is a messenger RNA of Diaporthe amygdali, 2079 nucleotides long. RefSeq lists its product as uncharacterized. Gene Ontology annotation, biological process: intra-Golgi vesicle-mediated transport; endocytosis; endoplasmic reticulum to Golgi vesicle-mediated transport. Gene Ontology annotation, cellular component: Golgi apparatus. The coding region runs from base 1 to 2079 and encodes 692 amino acids. Lineage: Eukaryota; Fungi; Ascomycota; Sordariomycetes; Diaporthales; Diaporthaceae. The record is from RefSeq and is a predicted model, not a curated record. Gene Ontology annotation, molecular function: protein binding; GTPase activator activity. The transcript is spliced from 4 exons.